Jatropha curcas is the source of this 1827-nucleotide messenger RNA. RefSeq names its product arginosuccinate synthase family. NCBI's taxonomy places the organism in Eukaryota, Viridiplantae, Streptophyta, Magnoliopsida, Malpighiales, Euphorbiaceae. Gene Ontology annotation, molecular function: ATP binding; argininosuccinate synthase activity. Gene Ontology annotation, biological process: L-arginine biosynthetic process; urea cycle. The record is from RefSeq and is a predicted model, not a curated record. Gene Ontology annotation, cellular component: cytoplasm.
UAUUUUCUGUAUCCAUUUUCUUUCAUCAGAUAUUUUCCACCCUUCCAAACACAGUAACAAAGAGACAGUCAGCAGUCUACUAAACGCCUAAUAAAACCCUAACAUAAUUUGUCUUUUUGUGUUAUAUAUUAUUUAGUAUACUAUCUGAGACAAGGGGAGUCCAAAACUAACAGUAGAGAGAAGAAACAGACAUGGCUCAGUUGAAGGCAUUAUCACCAUAUUCUUCACUCAAUCUCACAUUCCAUGGCCCUAAAAGAGAUGUGUUGCAACACAAUUUCAAAGUGUCCUCUAAUGCAAAACCAACCAUUUCAUUGCUAAGGUUAGGUGCAAAGAGGAGUGAUCUUCAAGGUGAUGAACUUGUUGUUAAUGCUCGGGAUAUUAUUAGAACUAGUCGCAGUAAAGCCAUUCAAGCAGUUUUAUCAAGUGAUACAGAAGUGGAAACGCAUGAAGCUACAAAGAGGAAAGGACUUCGAGGCCAUUUAAAUAAGGUUGUUUUAGCCUAUAGUGGUGGCUUAGACACAUCAGUUAUUGUCCCUUGGUUAAGGGAGAAUUAUGGUUGUGAGGUUGUUUGCUUCACUGCUGAUGUUGGUCAGGGAUUAAAGGAAUUGGAGGGAUUGGAAGAAAAGGCCAAGGCAAGUGGAGCUUGUCAACUGGUGGUGAAGGAUUUGCAAGAAGAAUUUGUGAAGGAUUACAUUUUCCCUUGCUUGCGAGCUGGUGCGAUCUAUGAAAGGAAAUACUUGUUGGGGACCUCGAUGGCACGCCCUGUUAUUGCAAAGGCCAUGGUGGAUGUCGCCAAAGAAGUUGGAGCAGAUGCUGUUGCUCAUGGAUGUACAGGAAAAGGAAAUGAUCAGGUUCGCUUUGAACUCACAUUCUUUGCACUAAAUCCUGAAUUGAAUGUUGUGGCCCCUUGGCGCGAAUGGGAUAUCAAGGGGAGAGAAGAUGCGAUUGAAUAUGCCAAGAAACAUAAUGUGCCCGUCCCUGUGACUAAGAAAUCCAUAUACAGCAGAGAUAGGAACUUAUGGCACCUGAGCCAUGAGGGUGACAUCUUAGAAGACCCAACCAAUGAGCCAAAGAAAGAUAUGUACAUGAUGUCUGUUGAUCCAGAAGAUGCACCCAAUCAACCUGAAUAUGUAGAAAUCGGGAUAGAGUCGGGAAUUCCUGUUUCAGUUAAUGGCAAGAAGCUUUCCCCAGCUUCUCUUCUUUCUGAGCUCAAUGACAUUGGUGGAAGACAUGGUGUUGGUCGUAUUGACAUGGUUGAAAACCGACUUGUUGGUAUGAAAAGCCGCGGCGUUUAUGAAACUCCUGGAGGAACCAUUCUCUACAGUGCUGCACGCGAACUGGAGUCGUUAACUCUCGAUAGAGAAACGAUGCAAGUUAAAGAUUCACUUGCCCUCAAGUACGCUGAGCUAGUGUAUGCAGGCAGGUGGUUUGAUCCGUUACGCGAGUCUAUGGAUGCAUUCAUGGAAAAAAUCACAGAGAAAACAACUGGUUCUGUGACACUGAAGUUGUACAAAGGAUCUGUAUCGGUAACCAGUCGGACAAGUCCCUACAGCCUGUACAGGCAAGACAUCUCAUCCUUUGAGAGUGGGAAGAUUUAUGAUCAAGCUGAUGCAGCUGGUUUUAUAAGGCUUUACGGUCUUCCAAUUAAGGUCAGGGCAAUGCUUGAGAAGGGGAUCUAAUGAAUACUUUUUCCUGCCCCUAAAUGCAUUCAGUUAGGUAUUCAGUUUGUAAUGAACUUUUUUUUUUGGAUUAGUCUUUCCUAAAAUUUUCAACUUAAAUAACCCUUUUGAGUCUAUAAAUCUCUCUUUUUGCUUGCUCGUUUUCUAA